Messenger RNA from Anopheles nili, 1453 nucleotides. RefSeq names its product peptidoglycan-recognition protein SB2-like. Gene Ontology annotation, biological process: peptidoglycan catabolic process. The transcript is spliced from 4 exons. The record is from RefSeq and is a predicted model, not a curated record. NCBI's taxonomy places the organism in Eukaryota, Metazoa, Arthropoda, Insecta, Diptera, Culicidae. Bases 419 to 1255 code for a protein of 278 amino acids. Gene Ontology annotation, molecular function: N-acetylmuramoyl-L-alanine amidase activity; zinc ion binding.
ACCACGUCGGAUCGGAACAAAGUGAUCGUGCGGUGUUGAGCCGAAGCGUCCAGGAAGUCAAGUCUGGCGGACUGUUCAGGGUUGUCCUUGCGGGCAGGUUACAAUAGCCAUCGUCCGGAUAGCGACACAGCGGGGCUAUGUGUAAGGAGCGUCUGGUCUACUCAGAUGAUAAUUUUGCACCGCUGGCGUAGGGUGCCACUACGGGAGCCUCCUUAGGGUAGUGGAGUCGUCCCAAAAUAUCGGCGGUCGUUGCAGUCUUCACGGGUGGCGAGCGAGUACGGCAGUUCUCAGCAUCGGACGUUCGGUUGACGUCCUGAGGACGCGCAUCAGGAGUUCCCGAGUUCUAUGGGCUAGUUGUACGCGGGCCAGGUUAGGCACCGCACAGAACUUCGUCAGCACAGAAUCAUUCGUUGGAGCGAUGAAUCUAGCCGCGCGCUCCGUAGCGGCUUCGGGCUCAAGCCGGUUGAAUUCGCCCGUCGCCUGGAACCGGAAGGUGCAAGAUCCUCAGGGUUACUUCGACCUGGAAGCUGGGGAAACCGAACGCACACCGCUGUUGCUGACUCGCCGUGAAGGAGGAUCGCGAAAAUCUGGACGUUAUCCUUCGAAACAAACCACCGAUGCGGUUCAUCCGGUGGCCCUGGGGUUGAUGGUGGCGUUGCUGGUGUUCCUGCUGGUCGGUGUCGUGAUCGGUGUAUACCUGUUGCUGUUGCAGAUUCAACGUCCUUGGCCCGUGGCGCAUCCGUUCUUCCUAGUCGAAAGACCUGCCUGGUGGCCCUACCCAGUGGCACUUGAAGCGACCGUACUCGAUCGUCGGUCCGUUACUGAUGUGAUCGUUGUACACACACGCUCUGAGAGUUGCCAGAACCGGGAGGAAUGCGUACGUUUCCUGCAGAACACCGAGCGGAGCUGCUGGGCGGCUCGUGGCGAUCACAUUCCGUACAACUUUCUCAUCGGUGGCGAUGGUGUGACAUAUGAAGCACGUGGCUGGAAGAAGCAGCAUGGUUUUGGAGACCUGACUGGUCAGAACACGACCCUAGUGGUUGGAAUUGUCGGGGACUUCACCGAUCGACAACCGGCGGAUGUGCAGUACGCCGAGUUGAAGGCGUUUCUGAACGAGUCCAUCCGACGUCUUAGUCUUUCACCUCACUAUCGUCUGCGUGGAGCUGUCAACGAGACGCGUGACGCCAAUGACGGAGCAGCGAUGUACCGGCAGCUUCAACGGUGGUCUCACUGGAAAGGAUCUGUCAUCGUGUGAUCUCGAUCGAAGAUGUCGCAGCUGUAGACAUAGGAGGCAUAGACACGACCGGAACGGUUUAUUGGCAAUGCUUACAGCUUCCUGCCCGUAGCGAUCUCCAAAUCUCGUCCGAGUUCCCGUCAUGUAAACGUAGUCUUAAAGUAUUAUUUCAUUAGACGCACACGCGACCUCAUCCGAGGCGCGGUUCAUCCAAAUCUC